GGCAUUCCUAUGUGAAGAGAGCCAGCGUGAAGACAUAUUUGUAAGAACCACAAGUGCCCAGGCCGGGAUACAGGGAAACAGAAAGUCGAGUAGAUUGCCUGACCUCAUGCCAUUUCCUGAUGUUUGGCAGUGCCACCGAGAGAGGAGUGCGGGUUCCCUCCUUAUGUGGAUUUAUCUUUUAAGAAAAUUUUGUUUGGUCCAGGACAGUUUCUUGUUGUGAGACACAUCAGACAAUAUAAUCAUGGGGCAAGCUGACGUCUCCAGACCGGUAAAUCCAGAUGCAGUUGACUUCUCCAGAGAACCCUGGGACAGUAGCAACAGAAGAAGCAGGCCAGCCCACUGCAGACCCAGGCAUGGUCAUGGACAGUGUGGAAGCAGGAGACACGACACCUCCCACCAAAAGGAAGAGCAAGUUCUCAGGCUUUGGCAAGAUCUUUAAGCCCUGGAAAUGGCGGAAAAAAAAAAGUAGUGAUAAAUUCAAAGAGACAUCAGAAGUUUUAGAGCGAAAAAUAUCCAUGCGAAAACCGAGAGAAGAGCUGGUUAAAAGAGGGCUUCUGUUGGAAGACCCUGAGCAGGGUGGUGAGGAUCCAGGGAAGUUGAGCCAUGCCAUGUUAAAGAAUGGCCAUACCACCCCCAUAGGGAGUGCCAGAUCUUCUAGUCCAGACGAAGGAGAGGAAGAGCCAGGAAGAAUAACAAGUCUUAGGAAACCAAUUCCAGAAGAGGACCCAAAGAAGCGACUAGGCUCAACUGGAAGCCAACCUAAUUCUGAAGCAGAGUCCGGUCCUGAAAAUGCACCCAAACAGCCUUUACUUCCCCCUAAAAGACCCUUGUCCUCUUCUCACGAAGCAAAUGAAGGACAAGCAAAGGAUGCCACUUCCUCUGGCAGCACGUCAAGGUCCAUCUCCUCCACCUCUACCGCCGCCACCACCACAGCACCUGCUGCCACCACUGCUGCCUCAAACCUAGCAAAAACUGUUCAUUCCUCUGUCCCCCCUUCCCCAGCACCCAGGACGCUGCCUGCUGCUCCUGCCAGCACUAACACUACUGCUACCCCGAGCCUCACUCAUACGGUCCCUGCCAAGCAGCCCCCUAUCCCUCCCCCUAAACCAGCUCACAGAAAUAGCAACCCUGUCAUUGCUGAACUGUCCCAAGCAAUAAACAGUGGUACAUUGUUAUCCAAACCAUCCCCACCCUUACCACCUAAGAGAGGUAUCCCAUCAACCUUGGUACCCACCUCGGAGUCUGCUGCUGUUGCUGCCACUACAAAAGCACCAAGUGAUCAGAGAGAGAAGAGCACGUGCUCUGUGGGCUCCGAACCACUGCUGAUGAUCCCACCUCCCUCUCCAUCCCCCCCACUGCCUACUCAUGUACCUCCAGAACCCCCACGGUCCCCUCCCUUCCCUGCUAAGACUUUUCAAGUUGUGCCAGAAAUUGAGUUUCCACCUUCCUUGGACCUACCCCAAGAGGUCCCCCAGCAGGAAGAUCAGAAAAAGGAAGUACCUAAGAGGAUGUUGGACCACAGCUUUGGGGAGCCCCAUGUACCCCCCAGACUGCCCCCAGUCCCACUGCAUAUUCGAAUCCAGCAGGCCCUCACCAGCCCACUUCCCAUGAGUCCUCCCUUGGAGGGCUCUCAUAGAGCUCACUCCUUGCUCUUCGAGAACAGUGACAGCUUUUCUGAGGACAACAGUACCCUGGGUCGGACGAGGUCACUUCCUGUCACUAUUGAAAUGCUGAAAGUUCCAGACGAUGAAGAAGAGGAGGAGCAGACCCACCCACCCGCGUUCAGUGAAGACACUGCAUCUACCUCAGUGGUCCCGAAGCUACCGCAGUGUCUGCAGGAGGAGGAAGAGAAGGAGAGUGAUUCUGAUUCAGAAGGUCCUAUUCAGUACCGAGAUGAAGAGGAUGAAGAUGAAAGCCAUCAUAGUGCUCUGGCCAACAAAGUGAAGAGGAAGGACACAUUGGCAAUGAAGUUGAACCACAGACCCAGUGAACCAGAGUUGAACAUGAAUUCUUGGCCUCGAAAAAGCAAAGAGGAGUGGAAUGAAAUACGACACCAGAUUGGGAACACACUGAUCAGACGAUUGAGUCAAAGACCAACACCAGAGGAAUUAGAACAACGAAAUAUACUACAACCUAAAAAUGAAGCUGAUCGUCAAGCAGAAAAACGAGAGAUUAAACGUCGGCUCACCAGGAAGCUCAGUCAAAGGCCAACUGUGGCUGAACUGCUUGCCAGGAAGAUUCUGAGGUUUAACGAAUAUGUGGAGGUAACAGAUGCUCAAGAUUACGACCGACGAGCCGACAAGCCUUGGACCAAACUGACCCCUGCUGACAAGGCUGCCAUAAGAAAAGAGUUAAAUGAAUUUAAAAGUUCAGAGAUGGAGGUUCAUGAAGAGAGCAAACAUUUUACACGCUACCAUCGUCCAUGAUGUUGACGUUUGAGAGAGGAGCUAAAUAACCCCCCGAAACAGGGCUGCUUUGCUGCUUCGGUCUCCAGAGUGACGUGGAGGGAACUUCAGCACUUCCGGCACAGCCAGAAUUGAGUCCUCUGGGCUUUAGUUCUGGGAUGAACAGCACUUCUAUGAAUGUAGCAUUUCACUGGAACGGAUUCUCAUGUGCUGCCUUGGGCAAAGCGAAACACUUCGUCAGUGCUUUUGAACCUUUUAAUAUUGCGGCAUACUUGAGGGCGUCUUCCCUCACCAGCCACCAACGUUCUGGGCCACGUGCAGGUUCUGAGUUUGAUUGGCUUCACCGCCCCCUUGUCCCAAGAUGACUGCCUGUGCCAUGGCACAGUUUGCACCGUUAGCCUUACCCUCUCUGUCCUGGUUGUGAGACCCACUUGUGUAGGUGCUAAAUUCCAGCUAUCCCAUCCAAUUGAUGGUGGAGAAAACCUUCUGGAGGCCCCCAGCCUUCUGGCAAAGGGGCCCCACCUCCGGGGGGAAGCCUUCGCACCACGCUGGCAUGUCAGUUGAAAGCGUUGCACCACACCUCUCAUAACAGCAAUAGAGCCCUCUUCAGGCAGUCCGGCCUGAGAGAACCUCGGGAUCUGACAUGUUCUCCCUUUUUGGCACAAGACAUCCUGAUUUUUAUUUGAAAAAUAAAAAAGGAUCCUGAAGAAGUGAUGGGAACUUAGAUUUUUCUUGUCUGCUCAACAGUCAGUGGCAACCAGAUUCCAAGUUGGGAAAAUGAAAAAGCAUGUGUUUUUUCUCUGUCAAAACCAAAACCAAAAAAGGCCUUUAUGUUAAUGCCACCUUGGCAGAAAACUAACUCAUGGCUUAGAUUUUAUAGGCUGUUGUACUUUUGUGGUACCAAAUGAUACUCUAGAUCAUUCGGACCAAUAAAUGUGUUCUCCAUAAAGCAGAGUUGUAGCAACUCUGUGGGAGCAGAGUGUGUGCUGUCACCACCCACACCUCCAGCCAGAAUCACAGUAAGGUCCUAGGACUGUGGGGUGCUAGAUAGGAAAAGGCAUUUGGAGAAGCACUUGACCCACUGCUCCCCUCUCCUCCUGAGUGCUGUUUGCCCUCUCCUGCUGCACUUUCCCUCUUAAGUCCAAACACUUGGCCUCCUGCUGACCCUCUCUGGCAGCUUCCACCUCACUCAGCCCUCCUCUUCCAAGCUGUAGCCAGAGUAAUUGGUGCCUGGGUAUCGGCUCAGCCCCAUCCCUUUUUGUAUUUGUAAUAUAUAUUAAUAUGAUUUCCUAAAACAGAAGAUUCAGUUGCUUUCUUUUUUAUUGAAAACUAUCCAGCCUCACUAUUUCCCUCUAAUUCCUAUCUACACUAAGUGGAAGAAAAAUAAUAGUUUCUAUUUAACUAAUGAAUGUGGCUUUUUCCCUUUAUUUUAAUGUUCAGAAAAUUAUGGCUAUUUCAUAGAUUUGUCUGAUUUCUUCCACAGUCACUGUUCUAUAUGCAAUCUUUCGGUAGAUUUUUCUCUUCCUCUCCUUUCAUGUCCAUGUAAGAUUUACUGAAAAAUCAGAAUAUCAGGUCAAAGCAAAAAAGCUAAAGUGACCUUAAAAGGCAGUGUCUUCUCUGUAUGGGGAAUAGGCAGGUAUUUGGAUUUCUCAGUGACUGUCAGAUGCUUUACGGUUGGGAAGAUAGACUGAGUCCAUGUCUCCUUAGAGCUCAUUAACAUUUGGUACAACUAAGGGAAAAUAAGUGACAGUUCUACCAAAUUUCAGAGGUCUAUAUAUAAGGUGGCCCCACAUUGCCUGCUAACUUGACUUCUUCUGACCGUUCUGUCUUGUUGGUUUGGAGACUGCUCGGCUUAUGUCAGUAUUCUCUGUGGCUUGAGAUGACAUUUCCAUCCCUUCCUAGACUGCCUUUCUUUGCCUUCAUGUGCCAAGCUUGAAACAGGAUUUGAUUUCCUGAGUGACCUGUCUGCUUUCGAUGUGCCACCAAGGAAUCUAGUUCAUCUUUCAUCUCAUUCGUGUUCUUUUGAAACAGGAUACUUUGGGGGUCAAGUCUUUUCAGGUGUUUAUAUAUAUAUAUAUAUAUAUAUAUAAAUGAUUUUGUGUUCCCUUCCCAUGUAAGUAACAAUUCACAAUCAUAAUGUAAAGAAAUAAAAGCCCAGUGUAUUGUACUUCACCCUGAUGUACAGAAUCUCCUUGUAAAAUAAAUAAUUGCAUUGUAUAUCAGUCUUCCUAUCAAUAUUAAUUAUUAAAGUAUUUUAGAAUUUAAAAAAA
Molecule: messenger RNA, 4675 nt
Organism: Equus quagga
Lineage: Eukaryota; Metazoa; Chordata; Mammalia; Perissodactyla; Equidae
Gene: PHACTR4
Product: phosphatase and actin regulator 4
Exons: 14
Coding region: 279-2426 (715 amino acids)
Biological process (GO): neural crest cell migration; actin cytoskeleton organization
Molecular function (GO): actin binding
Source: RefSeq, a predicted model, not a curated record